Molecule: messenger RNA, 582 nt
Organism: Peronospora farinosa
Lineage: Eukaryota; Oomycota; Peronosporomycetes; Peronosporales; Peronosporaceae
Source: the annotation of a GenBank genome assembly
AUGAUAGAGAUCGCAGCCCGGAAUACUACUUGGCUCAUGAGAGUACUGAUCUCGGCAAACUUUGAAGAAGAUUACAAUGUUGAGAACACGGUCAUUGCCCGCGCAGAAUGUGUACAGAUACGAUCUACUACGUUACAAUCGGGUGGUGUUUAUUUGAAACCUUUGUGCUACUUGACGGACGAGCGCGUAAAUGGGGCGCUCGACACUUGGCCAGCGUAUCACUUCGAAGCUGUGCAUAUUAUUCGCCCCAUCUCGAAGGAACGCAAGGCCAUAAUCGUGCUUAAUUUGGCACAUGAGGCGCAGGCUAUCGAUAGGUGGCGAUUAUCUCUACAAGCAGUUCCCCCGGAUGAUGGCCGUGGUCUCUUGGACGAGAGUGAUGACAAGCUGCAGGAGCGCAUCCACUUGGUAAAGGCAAAUUAUUCCCGUGGUGCCUCGCUGGAAGAGAUCAGUCUAGCGCUGGUCAAUGCAGCACGACGAGGUAGUCGUGGUAUGCGGCAUCGUGUCCUCAUGGCGGAGGCGGAUAUGGUGACGGGUACGCGCAUGAAAGAGCGUUUUCCUGCGCAUAUUUUGUGCUGGAAUUGA